Lachancea meyersii CBS 8951 is the source of this 534-nucleotide messenger RNA. Lineage: Eukaryota; Fungi; Ascomycota; Saccharomycetes; Saccharomycetales; Saccharomycetaceae. The record is from the annotation of a GenBank genome assembly.
AUGAUAAGCAACCUUGGAAAAUUAGGGCUGAAUCUACGGACGACGCUGAUCGCCGUUUCCUGGAUCCCCGUAGCGUUGACUUUCAACGAAAAUGUAUGCUACGUAGCGAAGAUAGAGGGCAAGUCAAUGAGGCCAACACUGAACCCCAGCGACAAGACACAUACGGAUUGGGUACUUAUGUGGAAAUGGGGUGCCAAAAAUCCUGCAAAUCUGCGACACAAUGAUGUAGUUUUGUUCAAAUCCCCUUCAGAUCCGCAGAGAGUGUACUGCAAACGCAUCAAAGGUGUACAAUACGACACCAUACAGACGCGACAUCCAUAUCCGAGGGCCAUUGUGACUAUUCCUCGAAGUCAUAUUUGGACAGAAGGUGAUAAUGCAUUCCAUUCGACAGAUUCGAACGAGUUUGGGCCCGUGUCAACAGGUCUGGUGCUGGGGAAAGCCGUGGCCAUCGUAUGGCCGCCAUCGCGUUGGAACUCGAGCUUAAAUCAAAGCGUUGGGAGAGGAGAUCUUAGCAUCAAAGGUUCCGCAAUAUAG